AUGAUCUUCGUUGCCUGCCAACUGCAGGAGAAGUGUCAGAAGAUUCAACUCCACCUUCACUCUACCUUUAUGGAUCUGCUGAAAACCUUCGACACGGAGAAUCACGAAGGACUGCGGAGAACCACGCAGAAAUUCGGCUGUCCCGAACGAUUCAUUGAGAUGGUGCGCCAGCCCCACGAUGGCAUGAAGGCGCGCGUCACGGACAAUAAGGCUGUCUCAGAGACAUUCGCAAUGACCGCGUCCUCGCGCCUACCCUUUAUCAGUCUCAUGUUCGCUGCCAUGCUGAUGGACGCCUACCGUGACGAACGCCCCGGGAUCCGCGUCGCCUACGGAACGGACGGCCGACGCCUUAAUCAUUAG
This is a messenger RNA of Spirometra erinaceieuropaei, 360 nucleotides long. NCBI's taxonomy places the organism in Eukaryota, Metazoa, Platyhelminthes, Cestoda, Diphyllobothriidea, Diphyllobothriidae. The record is from the annotation of a GenBank genome assembly.